Chaetomium strumarium is the source of this 2213-nucleotide messenger RNA. Its product is annotated as Glucanosyltransferase-domain-containing protein. The transcript has 3 exons. The record is from RefSeq and is a predicted model, not a curated record. Gene Ontology annotation, biological process: fungal-type cell wall (1->3)-beta-D-glucan biosynthetic process; fungal-type cell wall organization. Gene Ontology annotation, molecular function: 1,3-beta-glucanosyltransferase activity. The coding region runs from base 340 to 1941 and encodes 533 amino acids. Gene Ontology annotation, cellular component: plasma membrane. Lineage: Eukaryota; Fungi; Ascomycota; Sordariomycetes; Sordariales; Chaetomiaceae.
CCUGCUUCAGUUUCCACAACCGGUUUCGCGUGUCCGGUGCCAAGUGGAGUUGAUGCGCCGCUCCUGCUUUUUAGUCGCAACCAGCUCUCCCCUGAUACGAGAGGUUCCUUCCCUUUUCUUUCGAUCACCUCCCAAACGCCGUCCUCGUCCUUUCUUAUACUUCUCGAUCGAGGGUGCUCGAUUUCUAGCCGCUCGCUGUGCAUCUUUCCAUUUUCUGACACUCUUUGACCAGGAUCUUUUAAGAUUUAUUUUUCCCCCCUUCACUUUUCAGCGCAUUCACCGCACAUCCAAGCGUGUCUCGAAGUAUCGACAGCGACAAAAUCUUAGGACGCCGCCAAAAUGCGCGUCACGCCGGUGACUCUCGCCUCAGCCUCGCUCCUUUUGGGGCAGGCGUCGGCAUCUCUUCCGCCCAUCGUAAUGAAGGGCUCUAAGUUCUUCUUCGAAAACGGGACGCAGUUCUUCAUGCGGGGUGUCGCUUACCAACAGGACAGCGCUGCUGCGGGCGCCUCGACUGGCAGCACCAAGUAUAGCGACCCUCUUGCCAACGAGGCCGCUUGCAAGCGCGAUGUUCCCCUUCUGAAGGAGCUGAGGACCAACACGAUCCGCACAUACGCCAUCGACCCCACUGCCAACCACGACGCCUGCAUGAAGCUGCUUGAUGAUGCUGGCAUCUACGUCGUCAGCGACUUGAGCGAACCGUCGCUCAGCAUCAACCGCGAUGAUCCCAAGUGGAACGUGGAGCUGUACGAGCGCUACACGUCUGUGGUGGACGCUCUCAGCAACUACACCAACGUGAUUGGCUUCUUCGCGGGCAACGAGGUCACCAAUAACAGGACAAACACUGAAGCCUCUGCCUAUGUCAAGGCCGCCGUGCGCGAUACCAAGGCCUACAUCAAGGCCAACACAAACCGCUGGUUGGGUGUCGGCUAUGCUGCCAACGAUGAUCCAGAUAUCCGCGGCGACAUCGCCCACUACUUCAACUGCGGCAACGAGACCGAGGCCAUCGACUUCUGGGGCUACAACAUCUACUCGUGGUGCGGCGAAAGCAACAUGGAGGACUCCGGCUACACCAAGCAGGUCGAAUUCUUCAAGAAUUACUCUGUGCCCGUCUUCUUCGCCGAGUAUGGCUGCAACCUUCCCAAUGGCGCCAAGGGCCGUAUUUGGGAGGAGACUACUGCCCUCUACUCUGACGAAAUGACCGAUGUGAUUUCCGGUGGCAUUGUCUACAUGUACCACCAGGAAGAAAACGACUACGGCCUCGUCAGCAUCUCCGGUUCUUCCGCAUCGAAGUUGAAGGACUUUGACACCCUGAAGACUAAGAUGGCCUCCGUCAACCCCACCGGCACCUCAAUGAGCGCCUACUCCCCAACUAACUCGCCGGCCGCCUGCCCCGAGCUUGCUUCCACCUGGCAGGUCAAGGGCGGGGCGCUUCCCCCGACCCCAGACUCCUCCCUUUGCGACUGCAUGUUCAACUCUCUGUCGUGUGUUCCGGCCGAUGAUCUCGACCCCGAGAAUUACGGCGAAAUAUUCGACUACAUCUGCGGCAGCUCCAAGAAAUCGUGCGCCGGUAUCAACGGCAACACCACCAGCGGCGUGUACGGUGCUUACGCGAUGUGCAACCCGAAGCAGCAGCUGGGCUAUGUCUUGGAUCAGUACUACAAGGCUCAGAACAAGGCCAAGGACGCCUGCGAUUUCGAUUCGAAGGCGACCCUCAAGAGCGGCUCCACUGCUGCCGCCUGCAGCGCUAAGCUUGCCAGCGCGAGCUCCGCCAACAGCCUUGCCGCGACGGCCACCACCGUCGGCGGCUCAGACGCCGCUGAGAGCAGCAACUUUGCUGCCCCGCGGGGUCCCGCAAGAGCCUUCUUCGCCCUGGGCGAUCUCGCGGUGGGGUUGUAUGUUGUUGUGGCCAUGGGUGUCGGUGCUGGUAUGGUGCUCUUGUAAAGGCAGGCAAAGGCAAGAGUGAUGGGGACUUUGUUGGAGAGCGUCUGUACUAGAAUUCCAUGCACCUAGAUCGUGGCUUCACGGGUUCCAUUGUUGGGUUUCAUUUCCGUUGUACUUGCGUAAUGUCACUUCUGUAUGAUACUUCUGGCUACAUGACCGCCGAUGUUGGCUGGUGUGGUAGAGGGUAUGGUUCAAACCUUCCAUUGUUAAUUGCUUUAAAAUCAGGGACUAUGGUCCAUCCCCGUGUUCCAGCCUGUGUAUAUUCGGUGCAG